AUGCUAACAAUGGUGGUGAUUGUUGUGAUGCUCCUCUCAGCCAGUGAUCCUGCAGCCAGUGACCUCAAAGGAUUUCAGACACAGGCAUACGAGAGGCCCCAGAAACACUCAACACUUCAAUAUGACCCAGGUCUCUCCCAGGGCUUCACCAGUGACACCUUAAAACCAAAGCACCAGCAAAAAAGCAGCAGCCAGAGCCACAUGGACUGGUCUUCCAACUCUGACAGUGGACCAGCUACUCAGAAUUGCUUCAUCAGUCCAGAGUCUGGCAGAGACACUGCAAGCACCAGCAAGAUCCCAGCUCUUGAACCCGUGGCUUCCUUUGCAAAGGCCCAGAGUAAGAAAGGCAGUACAGGGGGUACCUGGAGUCAGUUGUCCAGCAGCAGCAAAGACCUGCUCUUGGGAAGUGUGGUACCAUCCCCCAGCAGCCACAGCUCCCCAGCGACCCCUAGCAACUCAGCUGAGUGCAAUGGACUCCAGCCACUGGGAGAUCAAGACGGAGGAAGUACAAAGGAACUCCCAGAACCACCUGCUCUCAGUAGCAAGAAGAAGUCCAGUAAAAAAGAUACGAUAAUCCAAACCAUACCAAACUCAGAUCUGGAUUGGGUCAAGAGUGCCCAGAAAGCAUUUGAAACCACAGAAGGGAAAAGGGAAGCCUACUCUGCAGACAAUGCUAAAGAGGCAUCGCCAACCCGGCAGAGCAUCAGUUCUGUCAGUAAUCCAGAAAAUGAUUCCAGUCAUGUUCGGAUUACUAUUCCCAUAAAGACACCUUCUCUGGAUCCAACCAACCAUAAGAGGAAAAAGAGGCAGUCUAUUAAAGCUGUGGUGGAAAAAAUCAUCCCGGAGAAAGCACUGACUUCAGGGAUUACUAUGAGCAGUGAAGUUGUUAACAGGAUACUUUCCAACUCAGAGGGAAGUAAGAAAGACCCCCGAGUCCCAAAGUUGGGUAAGAUGAUAGAGAAUGAGCCCCACUCAGUUGGCCUUGAAACAGGUGGAAUCACUGAGAAAACUGUCCCUGGAGGUGUGUCCAAGCAGAGAAAACUUCCCAUAGUCAUGACAUCACCAACACGCUCAGAGCAUGCUCCAUCAGGAAAGCUGCCUGAGAUCCAGCACCCCAAGUUUGCUGCAAAAAGGAGGUGUAGCAAGGCAAAACCUCCGGCUAUGCUUCGAGAGGCAGUCUUAGCUACCGCCGAGAAACUGAUGGUGGAGCCACCGUCUGCUUACCCCAUUACCCCAUCCAGCCCUCUAUACACCAACACGGACAGUCUUACUGUGAUCACGCCGGUCAAAAAGAAACGGGGACGACCAAAGAAGCAACCUCUGCUCACCGUGGAAACGAUUCACGAAGGUACUUCCACUAGCCCUGUCAGUCCAAUCAGCAGAGAGUUUCCCGGCACCAAGAAAAGAAAGAGGCGGCGCAAUCUGGCUAAGUUGGCCCAGUUAGUGCCCGGAGAGGAUAAACCCAUGAGUGAGAUGAAGUUUCACAAAAAGGUUGGAAAGCUUGGUGUGUUGGAUAAGAAGACCAUCAAAACUAUCAACAAGAUGAAGACGCUCAAGAGAAAAAAUAUCUUAAAUCAGAUAUUGUCCUGUUCUAGCAGCGUGGCCCUGAAGGCCAAAGCUCCCCCAGAGACCAGUCCUGGGACACCAUCUAUUGAAAGCAAAUUGGGAAAGCAGAUUAACGUCAGCAAGAGAGGAACCAUCUACAUUGGCAAGAAGAGGGGCAGGAAGCCAAGAACAGAGCUGCCACCCCCGUCCGAGGAACCCAAAACAGCCAUCAAGCACCCCAGGCCUGUCUCUAGCCAGCCGGACGUUCCACCCGUGCCUUCCAGUUUCCAGUCACCUGUGGCUUCUUCACCAGCAGCUGUGCACCCACUUUCAACACAGUUAGGUGGGUCCAAUGGCAACCUGAGCCCCGCCAGCACUGAAACCAAUUUUUCAGAAUUGAAAACUAUGCCGAACCUCCAGCCCAUCAGUGCUCUUCCAACCAAAACCCAGAAGGGAAUCCACAGUGGGACCUGGAAGCUUUCCCCACCCCGGCUGAUGGCCAAUUCCCCUUCACACCUUUGCGAGAUUGGCUCACUGAAGGAGAUCACAUUGUCCCCUGUCAGUGAGUCCCAUAGCGAGGAGACCAUCCCGAGUGACAGUGGCAUUGGGACGGACAACAACAGCACCUCCGACCAAGCAGAGAAGAGUUCAGAAUCCCGGCGGAGGUACUCUUUCGACUUCUGUUCCCUUGACAACCCAGAGGCCAUUCCAUCUGACACCAGCACAAAGAACCGGCACGGCCACCGGCAGAAGCAUCUCAUUGUGGACACUUUUCUGGCCCACGAAAGCCUCAAGAAGCCAAAGCACAAGAGGAAACGGAAGAGCCUGCAGAACCGCGAUGAUCUCCAGUUUCUGGCUGAGCUGGAAGAGCUCAUCACCAAGUUUCAAGUGUUCAGGAUCUCCCACCGGGGCUACACUUUUUACCAUGAGAAUCCAUACCCCAGCAUCUUCAGGAUCAACUUUGAUCACUAUUACCCGGUGCCAUAUAUCCAGUACGACCCAUUGCUCUAUCUUCGUAGGACUUCAGACUUGAAGUCAAAGAAGAAGCGUGGUAGGCCUGCAAAAACCAAUGACACCAUGACAAAGGUGCCUUUUUUACAGGGGUUCAGCUACCCUAUUCCCAGUGGAAGUUACUAUGCACCCUAUGGAAUGCCUUACACAUCAUUGCCUAUGAUGAACCUUGGUUACUAUGGUCAGUACCCAGCUCCUCUGUAUCUAUCGCACACACUUGGAGCGGCAUCUCCCUUCAUGAGGCCCACGGUACCACCACCCCAGUUCCACACGAGUUCCCAUGUAAAGAUGUCUGGGGCAACUAAACAUAAAGCCAAGCACGGAGUCCACUUGCAGGGAACCGUAGGCAUGGGCCUUGGUGACAUACAGCCAUCCCUGAACCCUCCCAAGGUGGGCGGGGCCACUCUGUCCAGCAAUCGGCUCCAUAAGAGGAAACACAAACAUAAGCAUAAGCACAAAGAAGACCGAAUCUUAGGGACCCAUGACAACCUGAGUGGUCUCUUUGCAGGCAAAGCCACAGGCUUCUCCAGCCACCUCCUGAGUGAGCGGCUCAGCAGUUCAGACAAAGAGCUCCCACUGGUGAGUGAGAAGAGCAAACACAAGGAGAGACAGAAGCACCAGCACGGUGAGGCAAGCCACAAGGUUUCCAAGAGCAACUUUGAGGUGGACACCCUGUCUACACUGUCACUUUCUGACGCCCAGCACUGGACACAGGCUAAGGACAAAGGUGACUUGAGCGGUGAGCCUGUGGAGUCGUGUGCUAAACGGUACUCUGGCGGUGGUGGAGACAGCACAAGAUCGGAGAGUCUGGAUGUGUUCAGUGAAAUGAAUCCUUCUGGUGACAAGUGGGACAGUGACGUGGUUGGGAGUAAGAGGCGGAGCUUUGAAGGCUUUGGGACAUACAGGGAGAAGGACAUCCAAGCCUUCAAGGUGAAUCGCAAGGAGAGAGGUUCUUAUGAGUCCUCCAUGUCUCCAGGGAUGCCAAGUCCUCACUUAAAAGUGGACCAGACGGCAGCACACAGUAAGAGCGAGGGCUCAGGAUCCACCAUGAUGGCCAGGAAGAAGCCAACUGCAGUGGACAGUGUUGCAAUUCCCUCAGCGCCCGUGUUAUCUCUCCUUGCUGCAUCUGCAGCAACAUCAGAUGCAGCCAGCUCCUCCCUGAAGAAGAGAUUCAAGAGACGGGAGAUCGAAGCCAUCCAAUGCGAAGUGCGGAAGAUGUGCCAUUACACCAAGCUUCUGUCCACCAAGAAGAACCUGGACCACGUGAACAAGAUCCUGAAGGCCAAGCGGCUACAGAGACAAUCAAAGACGGGCAACAACUUUGUCAAGAAGAGGCGAGGCCGGCCUCGGAAGCAGCCCUCGCAGUUCGAUGAGGACUCCAGAGACCAAAUGCCAGUGCUGGAAAAGUGCGUCGACCUACCCAGCAAGAGAGGCCAGAAGCCCAGCCUGAGUCCCCUGGCGCUGGAACCGGCCUCGGGCCAGGAUGCAGUGAUGGCCACCAUCGAGGCUGUCAUCCACAUGGCUCGGGAGGCGCCGCCGCUGCCCCCGCCGCCUCCCCCACCACUGCCACCGCCACCGCCUCCACCACCACCACCGCCCCCGCCGCUGCCCAAGACCGCUAGGGGCGGAAAGAGGAAACACAGACCGCAGCCCCCAGCGCAGCCCGUACAGUCCCCGCCACAGCCUCUUCCCCAGGAAGAGGAGGUGAAGGCCAAAAGGCCACGGAAGUCCAGAGCCAGCGAGAGUGAUGUCCUUCCCUAGGGCGAGCCUGGGUGGUGGGAUCCGGGCUGGGACUGACGAGGGGGAGCACAGCAGCCAGGGUGGGGCUGAUGCCCAGCCACAGGGACACCCCGCCCCUCUCUGCAGCGGGUGGGCAGGAUGGGCAGAGGGCAGGGUGGAGCUAUGGGGAGCUCUUGAGGUAGUAGAGUGAAGGGACCCCUCCAAAAAAAGUAACUGCUGCUGCUGUUCAGUGGCAGGAUCCUCGCGGGCUGCAGAAGACGGAAGAACGCAAAGCUGGUGCUUAAUGUUGGCCACCUGACCUUCCUCAUCCCAGGUGUGCCCUUGAUUCCGAUUUCAGUUGCUGGUCAGAUAAAUUAAAUGGGAAACACCAUCAGCAAACAUUCCAAGGGGGAGUAAAGCUGCAAAUUUACCAGCUGGCUUGUUGUAAGCCACUUCCACAUAAUUGGGUUUUUUUUUAUUUCUUUUGGUUUGCAAACUCCGCUAGGCUUUGGGGCACCAACAUCAUCUUCAAGUGACCCGAGAGAUGAAUCUUUCCGUUAACAGCACAGUGGCUCAGAUGGAAUCUUGUGCUCGAGGUGGAAUUGGACUGAUAGGCGACCUUAGAUCUGCUCGUGUUCCUGUCUCGUACACUGAUUUUGCAUUGUCUUUUUCCUGCUUUUUCCUUUGUGUUGUAUUUUCAUGUACUCUCGGUAACUUGCUGCCUUCAACUUUUUGGUACACAUCUAAACAAGGUGAACUUUACUCACGUUGUAAAGUCCACUCUUCGGGUCCUGCCUCAAGAAACCGGCUUUGAAUCCCAGUCAUUGUGAACCAUACUCAGUACAGAUUAGAAGCUUUUCAAUUAGUGACUCAGAGCAGUCAAGGGAUAUAUCGACCCAAGUGUCAGCCAGGUUAUUUUUAUACUUAAAACAUAUCAGUGGCGAAUAGGCAGGGAAAAAAAUGGUUUUAAUACCCCCACCCCCCGCAAGACCCCCCCUCAAGUGGAAUAACUGAUAAGCCACCAAAAAUCAAAAUCCCACGCCCACUAGAAAGAAAAUUGUCUAGCAAUGCCUUGGUACCUGAUUAUUUUCAUGCAAAGAGCUGUCAUAGGUUGUUAAGAAAAAGAAACAAAGACAGUAGAAGUCCAUUAUCUCUUAAUAAUUAUUCCUUAAGAUCGAAUGGGAGCAAGUGUUCUUAUCUAAAAUAAAUUAAUAAAUAAAAAAGUAUUCAAAGGGUAUCACCACUCCAGUUGUAUCAAGCCACCUUGGACAAAGUAUCCAAAUUGUGGUUGCCUUAAUACACUAAAACAUUGCUGUACAUAAUGUAAUUAUAAAUCUAUCAGUCUGCAUGGGUGCAAACUGUGUGUGACAAAUCGUCUUUGAAAUGGUCAAUUUCAAUUGUACAUUUCUCAUCCAAGUUGUACUUUAGCCUCUGGUUUAGUGUGAACAGAUAUUCCGUCUAUCUUCCAUUUCCACAGCCCAAGUUCGGACUUAACCCACUGCCGUAGAUGUUGUUAAAAGUCAGAUGUGGAAAUUUCAAAUAAGUAUUCUCAGUUUCCUCCCUUACUCCUCCCCUUCUUCAAGACAUCAAAUACCUGGCAUCAUAGCUUAUAUAAAGAGAGACAACAUUUUCUAAGGGGAAUUAGGACAUCUGGUUUACCUCCAAAUUACGAUUCUUUACCGAAAGUUGGGACCAGCUAAGAAACUGCAUUAUCAUUUCAGAACAUAGGAUCUCCUUCUCAGAGAGAGAUGGAUCUAUUGGGGGAACAUAAUGAAUAAGUGAAUAGUAUCUACUGAAGGAAAUUUGAAAGUCCCAAGUUAAUAUGCUUAUAAAUACACCACUGAGUCGUGGCACCAACAGUUGCUUGGAACUACAGAGCCAUCCUGUUCUGCACUGUCGAAAUGGACUUCAUGUCAUUUGCAGCCUGCUCGGUCAGUCUCUUUUAAUCCUAGCAAUAUAUACAUUUAAAGGACUCUGCUUAUUUCGAGCUUUUAUCCUAGAUACUCAGUUCGUGACCUGUGUUGACCUAUAUAUGGCAUUUCAUACAAUUUGAACAGCAAAAUCUAAACAGCCGUUUUCAAUCGGUCACUCCCAAGCCAUGUCUGAGUAGCUCCAAAGUCAUAGGGAGGAAGACAGAGAUCAGUCCUCUUCCCCCAACCAUUGCUACGAAAAAGCAGCCAUUUCCAUUCCAGUUAAGCCAUAAACAGGGUUCUCUUCCUGAUGGACUUUGAAAACCAUUUCUUUCUUUCCUCCUUCAUUCAUGGGGUGUACAGUCUCCCAACCCAAUUUAUAAGCAGUCUAAACCUUCCUACAGAUGAGAGAAAGCUGGUGCUUAAUAAACCUCAAGGGACAUCCACCAUCUGAUUGGUAUUAACCUGCAUUUGGUGAUUAGUUCAAAAGAAGUUUGGGUUGGAAUCUCUAAACAAAUAAAAAGAUUCCAGGAGAGAUACAGUGGAUUUACCACUUAACGCAUGAAUUGGGGUGUAUUGUUAUCUGUGAGUUCAAUGUGAGUCACAUGGAAGUCCUUGCGUGCAAGCUCUGAGAACUGUUUGGAAGACUAGAGGACCAAAGAGUGUCACAGUGAGCAGCAGCUGGUGAUGCAAGGGAGCCCAUCCGUGCACGCGGUGGUUCCCCUACCACCCAGUGAUGUCCUCACUGCUGCAGCUGUCUUUCUCUUGUUUUUCAUGAACCUGGCUUUAUCUCAUUGCUACAACUAUGUCUGUAUUCCCUAACUGCACCCUUAACCUCUCCUUUGCUGCCCAGGCCCCUCUACGAAGCCAGUUGAAUUUCCACAUCUAAGUGGUUUUACAGCCAGAAAGAGAACCCAGCUCUUGAUUCCGAGUCUGGAGGUUCUUACCCACACAACACUGCCUUCUGGGGAUGCAUUUCUAUUCUGAGAGGGGUUGUUUCGAAACCUCAAGACUCCAUUUACAGACCCACAAAACAUUUUGUAAUGAUCCCUUGCUUAUAAUUUCAAUUUUUGCUUCUUUGUAGAAUAGUCCUUCAGCGAGUAGGUAGAGACCCACCUACAGUGUAAGGAGUCCAAUUAAAGAUGAGAAGGUAAACAUAGAUGCAAAAGCUCCUUAGAGGUGCUGAUGGGUCUUUAAUCCACCUUCCUAAGGGACUAGAAAGCCAUUUGCUUUUUGACCCCCUCAUCUCAAAUGAGAGGAACAGAAGUUUAACUUCGUCAAGUGUGGAAGGUUGUUCUGUGAUUUGGCAAGACCAGGACUCAGCAGUCACUGGCAGCCUGGCAAAGGUGACUAAGGGCUGGCAGUAGAAUGGUGUGUAAACUUGGCUGCCGACUGCAGUAGGAGGCCAUGUUCAAUGGCAGUUAAAAUGUGUGUUCUGCACACUGCUGUAUCUAUAAAUAUGAUAAGCAAGUGGUGACAGAAUUAUAGUAGAAGGUGAUAUAUUAUAAGCAGAUCAUAAAGGAUUUGGUAUUAAGACUUAAGUAGAAAAAUCUUACUCCUGGCUUGUUACUCAACGAUAUUCAGUUAAUGAGCCUGUGCGGUGUCUUUUUCCCUAUCACUAUGAAGGUUGACCUGGGAACUGUCUAAAAGUCUAUACAGAUAUUUCCAAAGCCUUUAAAUGCCAACUGUAGCAUAGAGGGGGAGUGGUGGGAGCCGAAAUGCCUCAAAAGCCAUUUAAGUGUUAUGUCGCAGGAUUUUCAGUCCUACUCAUUAUGUAAAAGUACAUAAAUAUAGACAUUUUUCUCAACACUACCCUAUCGUAUCACAAUGGUCCAAAUGCCAGCGCUUACAGAUAAUGUCAUCACAGUGCCUAGAAACUCAAACUGUAAUAUACCGUAGCAUCUUCUUGGUGUUUCUUCACGUUUCUUUCCACAAAGCAAGGCUCCCUCUGCCUCGUGUUUCUAAGAGAGUUCACCCCACUGAGGAGCCUGCCUUCCCUGUUGGACUCUGUCACUUGGGGAACAGUCAUAGAAGCACAUAUCAACCAAGGAAGAACCUUCCUGGAUAUCUGUCUCCCAUUUGCCCAGGUAUAAUAAACACUAAAGAGGGGAAAACUGAAGAACUGCCAACUGGUCAGUCUGGAAGGGUAGUUAUGCCCUGGAUUGGUGUCUUUCUUUUUCUUCCUUUUUUUAAAAAGAAAUCUAUUUCUUAAAUAAUAAUAAAUGCACAUGACGUGUUAAAUAUGUACAUAUAUAUUUCAAAAAUGGGCACAAGAUUGUCUUACAAGUCCUUCUGGCUAAUUUUUAGUUUGUAUUCAUAAGUGGUUUUUAAAAGCCUUUUUUAAAGUGUAAUUUGCAUGUUCUACUUUGAUUGUAUGUAAACAUAUUUUAGAACAAAAAUGUAUUUGUAUUUUAUUGAAUAUAGAGGCAAGAAAAAUUGUACAUUGUUUGAAAUGUUCUUUUGUAACAGUUUUUAUUCAUAAAGCAUUUUUGUACAUUUAAAUGAACAUGGACUUGCUGUCAUUUGAGGCGUAGCGACAUCUGGCAUGCUUUACUGUCAUGCUCUCCCAUGGUCUUAGAUGUUGGGUUUUAAACAUUUUUUUUUCUAAAAGAAAGUUCAGUCUCUUUCGCUACCAGAUCAGGUUAGCACAGUACAGAGCACUUAACUAUUAAAAAAAAGUUGAUCCUAUUCAUAUGUUAUUCAUUGUGUGAAAUUAAAGACAUUCAAUUCAGUCUAA
Arvicanthis niloticus (Nile rat) is the source of this 8922-nucleotide messenger RNA. The record is from RefSeq and is a predicted model, not a curated record. Lineage: Eukaryota; Metazoa; Chordata; Mammalia; Rodentia; Muridae.